AUGGAUGCACGCACAAGAAUUCGUGAAGUUGUAGGACGUUUGAGCGGAGAAACAGUAACAACAAGAAGGAAGCUUGUGCAUGUCCCACCUAUGGAAGAACAUUGUCGGCUUGGUGUGCUGUCUAUGCCACGUUUGAAGUAUGUCGCUCCUAGAAUCGCCCUGAACUUUCACAGAUUUACCGCCCUCUACGUUUUGAUUAGCUGUCUUGUUUGGACGUAUACGUUUUUCUGGUAUCCCUUCGCCCUCCUGGCCCUUUACGUAGGCGUCCUUGUCAAUACAGUUGUUGCCCUAAUUGGGCCAUUGAUCUUACAGCCUCAAUUCUUCAUCCAAACGCAUCAUGUCAUGUUCGUCGUCACAGUCAUUACCUUUGCAUUCAUGAUAUGGCUUCUUCCUUUCUGGAAGUUCAUGCGUUCCUUCCUGUACAUUGGCUUUUAUACCGGCCUUCAUGCUGUGUUUACUGCGACAAACAAUCCCUCUGGCCUGCUGUAAAGAAAAGUGAAGUUGAAAUGCCUGUGCGCAGUUGCCAUUGCUUCUUUCCGCCCUGAGCCUGUCUCAGCACACGUACAUCUCUCAUUGUGUCCAACCCGACUGAUCCAUCAACACUCUGUGAGUUUUCCACUGUGUACGAAGCAACUGUCACGGCUCUUGUAUUGCUUUACUACUCAUCGAGUCUUGUUUUUUUUUUCCCUAUCGUUUUACCUUAUACUUAUUCCUAUGACUAUUCAUUCUAACUAGUAGAUUUUUGUGCGAGAGUGAGUGUAAAACUCGAGUGGGUUCGUUUCAAAGGUUGACACUUCGUAUAAGCAACCGGGGACACUGUUAGAGGCUG
Schizosaccharomyces japonicus yFS275 is the source of this 829-nucleotide messenger RNA. RefSeq names its product rab GTPase binding protein upregulated in meiosis II. NCBI's taxonomy places the organism in Eukaryota, Fungi, Ascomycota, Schizosaccharomycetes, Schizosaccharomycetales, Schizosaccharomycetaceae. Bases 1 to 489 code for a protein of 162 amino acids. The record is from RefSeq and is a predicted model, not a curated record. The transcript has a single exon.